UGCCUAGGAGCAACGUAUUAAAAAUAAACAUUUGUUGUGUACGCAAGAGAUUUUAACAAAAAUCAACGUGAAAAUGGAUAUAGCCGCGUUAUCCAACGAAAGUUUUAAUGCAAUUGAUUGGAUAAAUGGAAGCUAUAAUAAACAUUUGAAGGAAAUUGGAAAUGAAAUCGAUAAAAAAGGUCCGACCGAGAGUAAUGAUAAUGACUUCAUUGCUAAGGAUUUUAUUGCCAAAAAUGUUUCUAAAUUACACUUGUAUAUACAACAAGUGCAUAAUGCCGUUGAAGAAACAAGUCAGAAAGUAGUCUCGGGCAUGCCUCGGGUGGUCAAGGAUGCUUUAGAGCUUCAAACCGAGGUAGAGGAAUUAAAGAAACGCAUGCAUGCAAUGCGGAGAGAAAUGACAAAUGUUCAAGAAGAAACUGGAGAUUGUAUGGCAGCGUUGGAACGUUUGAAUACGAUACAAACUAAACUUCAAAAGGCUAAGGAGUCAUUGCAGGAAUCUGAUGGAUGGGGAAAUCUAAUUUGCGAGCUCGAAGAUUGCUUCGAACACAACAACUUGAAGGGAGCAUUCGACAAACUUCUAAGUCUUCAAAAAUCACUCCAAGUACAAGAACAAUUAGUUGGACAUGCAGAAAGACUCGCCCAAGUCGAAGAUUUUAAGAAUCGACUAGAAGCAGUAGCUUCUCCAAACGUUGUUCAGUGUUUCUCUGAAGGUAGCGUUGAACAUACUAAACAGUACGUAAGCAUAUUUUCUGGAAUUCAACGGGUAGCACAACUUGAGCAAUAUUAUCGGGCUGUUCAAAAGAACUCGUUGCAACAAAAAUGGAAGCAAAUACUGGAUAUGCAAGCAGCAGAAAGCUCAAAUCAAACUCAUUUUCUUUCAGUUUUUUAUAAUUAUUUAUUAGAGCAUUGCCAUCAGCAAGUAAAAUGGUGCGCACAGGUGUUUCAUAAUAUGCAAGGCAAUAUUCAGCCAGUUAUUGUUAUAAUAGAACUUUUACCGUCAUUGCAACCGUCACGUGACAGCUACAUAUUACAGUUGCUUAAGGCAUGUAAUGAGAGGUUAGAGCUUCUGGAGGAGUAUGCACAAGCGAAUCACACUUUCAUGGCGCAUCUGACGGCAUUCCUAGAGCAGUCGAAAAUUGAAUUGUCAUAUGAAACUCAUUGCCAAUUAUUGCAGUCUGUAUAUGGAUAUUUCCAUAAAUUCAUAGAGCAAUAUCCACGUAUAGAAGAGACUCAACUCUCAACUCAAGUAGAUAAAUUAUUAGUAAGCCAAACAUCGGCAGUGGAUUCGGUUCGUCAUUUGGACAAUUGUAAUCAAAAAAUGUUUGAUUGGCUGUCUGAUGCAUGUGAGCGAUGUAGCCAUAUAACAGAUGACUUAGGACUGUGUAGGCUUAUUGAAAUAAUAUGUGGAAUUUUGAAAAAAAUGCUGGAAAAUUUCUCAAAAACUCAACGUCAAAUAUCGCUAAGUAUAGAUAACGGUACAGAAAAUUGGUCAACACUACAAUGUUCUAUGUCACUUUUGCAAUGCUUGGCAGACUUUCAAAUUAAACUACAAAAGUUUGAAAAAUCUCUACAGAUCCGCAUGAGUAAGUUGAAAGAAAAUCUAAUUUCAACCAGUUCCUGCAAAAUCUCUGUUUAUAAAACCUACGAUAUCCAAGAGCAAAAAAAACUGAUAAGUAACAUUGAGAAAUACCAGAAAAAAAAUAUGGAAAGCAGUAGUGCAUAUGCAUCGUCUUCGAUAUUUUUUACAUUUAUUUAUGAUCAAAUUAAAAUACAUUGCGUGGAAACUCAUGAAAUAGCUCUAAACGUUUUGCUAAAGCCAAUAGAGGGACAUCUAUUAAGUAUUCAACCAUCACUUAACCCGUCUUCAGAUUCCUUGAUGCCAGCUAAUAUGCCAGAGUUCAGUUUCGCGCCACAAGAAUGCAUUACUCAAAUUGGGCAAUACCUACUAACCCUCCCUCAGCAUCUAGAGCCGCUUUUGUUUACGCCUUCGCCGUUGCUUAAACAAGGGCUGGAGAUAUGUAAUGUAAAAUAUACACAAGCCGUUCCGUGUGCCGACAUUUUAUUGUCCUUAGUAGUGGAACAAUGCUGUCAAGUGUAUCAAUCUCAACUUCUACAAAUAAAAAGCUUGUCUGCUAUCUCUUCCAAACAGUUUGCUGUAGAUAUUGAAUAUUUAUCGAGUGUAGUAGAAGACUUGGGACUAUCCAUUAGUGCUAAUUUAUCACAAAUUCUGAUCCUACUUAAAGCUGCACCGGAAAACUACCUAGCAUUGAGUGCUGGAUGUGAGCCCCGCUUGGUAACAGCCAUACGUCAAAUGCGCAAUAUAGUUUCAACUCAAUAAGUGACUAUAAACACCUUAUUUUACAGCCAUCUGUUACUCAAACUCCGAUUGUCUUUAUUGCGGUAUUGAUGGAAAGGCUAUUGGGACUUAGACACAUAGAGUUGUCCACAAAUUAUUAGGAGUGCAAUAUUUUGGUCAGUUUCGGAUAUUUCUUUUCUAUUUAUUUUAUGUUUAUUAUUAACCGACAUCACAAAAAGGAGAAAGGUUAUCAAUUUGUCGGGA
This is a messenger RNA of Rhagoletis pomonella (apple maggot), 2560 nucleotides long. It is a transcript of the gene Cog7, whose product is annotated as conserved oligomeric Golgi complex subunit 7. The transcript is spliced from 3 exons. Bases 74 to 2338 code for a protein of 754 amino acids. Lineage: Eukaryota; Metazoa; Arthropoda; Insecta; Diptera; Tephritidae. Gene Ontology annotation, biological process: intracellular protein transport; retrograde vesicle-mediated transport, Golgi to endoplasmic reticulum; Golgi organization. Gene Ontology annotation, cellular component: COG complex. The record is from RefSeq and is a predicted model, not a curated record.